This is a messenger RNA of Pelagomonas calceolata, 1743 nucleotides long. The record is from the annotation of a GenBank genome assembly. NCBI's taxonomy places the organism in Eukaryota, Pelagophyceae, Pelagomonadales, Pelagomonadaceae.
UUACAGGUCGCUAGCUUCGCGCGCGCCUCUUUCGCCACCGCCAGCGCGCAACGUGCACACCAAGAGCUGGGCAACGCACGCGUCGCUGCGCUCGCUGCCCUCGCUGUGCCAAACGUCUUGCUGCUUUGCACCAGCCGUCAAAGGCAGCAAAAGCCUAAACACGCAAGUGAGGCUUGGCAGCCAAAACCAUGGUCGCCACGCGCGCAAGAAGAGCCUCCGGCGAGGGCACUCCCCGGGCCGCGGCCCCGCGCCGCGUCUCUACAAGGAGCACGUCGCCCGCGCCGAAGAAGCCCGCGGCGCGCGCGAGGAGCCCCGCGCGCAAGAGCUCCAAGAACCUCAAGGCGCCGCCCGCCGAACUGAGCCCCUACGACAUGCCGCCCCUCGAGAAGUUCCUGCGGUGCGUCUUAUUGCCGUUGUUUCUCCUCGUGCCGUGCCCUUUGCUCGUCGCGGUCCUGGCCUUUGCCACGAAUUCUGACGCCACUUCGCCAUCCAUCGACGGCCUCGCGUCGUAUGUCUCUGAAAAUGGUGUGGGUGGACUCCUAGCGGAUUCUUUUGAUUAUGUGGGUAUUUUUGGUACGGCCGAGGCCUGGAAGCUGCUCGGGUACUUCAAUCUAGCCGCGCUCAUCUUAUACUACGUUCCCGGAAAAACGAAGGAGGGCCCGCGCACGGCGACGGGCCACGUCCCCCGAUAUGUUGAUAAUGGUGUCGCGCACUGUGUGCUAUCGUCACUGUUAUUCGUGGGAGGCGCCUACUUUGAGUACUACGAUGCCGGGAUUUUGUACGACGUCUUCCCGGGCACGAUCGGCGCGCUGAACGCCUUCGGGCUGGUCUUCUGCGUGUUUUUGUACGUCAAGGGGCUCUACGCGCCGUCGACAGCCGACAACGGCAAGUCGGGCGGCGGCCUGAUCUUCGACUACUACUGGGGCACGGAGCUCUAUCCCAGGGUUUUUGAUAUAGACAUCAAGAAGUUCGUGAACUGCCGCUUCGCGAUGACGUACUGGCAGCUCGCGGGGCUCUCGUUCGCGUAUAAAUCGUACACCCUGCACGGGCGGUGGGACCCCGGUUUGGUAUUGGCGGCGUUGUCCCAGUACCUCUACUUGGUCAAGUUCUUCGCGUGGGAGAUCGGGUACAUGCGGUCGAUCGACAUUAUUGUAGAUAGAGCAGGCUUCUACGAGACGUGGGGCUGUUUGGUCUGGGUGCCGUGCGUGUACACGUUGCAUUCUAGGUGUGGCGUGCGCGCCCCUACGGGAUUGUCCUGGCUCAGCGCCGGCAUUAUUUUUGUUGUUGGCUUGCUCGGCGUCGGCCUCAACUUCUGGGCCGACGCGCAGCGCAUGCGCUUCCGCGAAUUGAAUGGAAAGUGCAAGGUCUGGGGCCGCAAGCCCGUUUACAUCAAGGCCAAGUACGUCACCGCCGACCCGGCCACUGGUACGUUAACGGAGCACUCUUCCCUCUUACUGGCGUCGGGCUGGUGGGGCGUCGCGCGCCACCUCCAGUACUCCUUCGAGCUCACGGCGGCCUGGUCCUGGGGCCUGCUGGCGAACCCCCUGGUCAACGGGCCGCUGCCGCUCUUCUACGCGGCGUUCCUCACGAUCCUGCUGAUCCACCGCGCACACCGCGACGAGGAGAAGUGCCUCAAGAAGUACGGCGCGUACUACGAGGACUACAUGGCCCGCGUGAAGUACCGCAUCGUGCCGGGCGUCUACUGAGAGAGAUGCCGCGGGGGGUAAGUUGUCUUUCUCGAGC